Ictalurus furcatus (blue catfish) is the source of this 2445-nucleotide messenger RNA. It is a transcript of the gene dusp14, whose product is annotated as dual specificity phosphatase 14. Gene Ontology annotation, molecular function: MAP kinase tyrosine/serine/threonine phosphatase activity. The coding region runs from base 347 to 991 and encodes 214 amino acids. NCBI's taxonomy places the organism in Eukaryota, Metazoa, Chordata, Actinopteri, Siluriformes, Ictaluridae. Gene Ontology annotation, cellular component: cytoplasm. The transcript has 2 exons. The record is from RefSeq and is a predicted model, not a curated record. Gene Ontology annotation, biological process: protein dephosphorylation.
CAUGUGGAGGGGAGGGCGCCCCGUUCUGGUUGCUGAAGCGUUGGCUCUGUUUGCAGAAUCGGACAUUUCUUGUUGUCACACUACACCUCGUCUCCUCAGCAGGCAGCGCCUCCUCUCCGGAUGGAGUUGGUCACAGUGAUCAGUCCUGAAGAGAGUAACCUGAGGCUCAUACACGCUCACGUCUCGCGCGGUGUUUUCAGGCUUCACGCGGAAUCUCGUCCUUUUACCUCAGCGCUUUAAACUGAUUCAGAUCCACCCGACGGUGAAAUACUGCUCAGGAUGAUGGAGGAUCUCUGAAGAACAAUUUUAGUUACACUUGAAUUGCAUAUUCUCUAUCCCUUCCUCAAUGGGCUCCCGCAGCCAAGGUUUCUUCCACAACCAGCAUCACCACCAUCACCACCACCGCAGCUCCACGAUGCCCAGUCCGGCUGUGCCCAGACUGAUGGCUGAACCGGGCAGCCUGCUCGGUGGCAUUGCCCAAAUCACUCCCACGUUGUUCCUCAGUCGUGGUGCCGUAGCAUCCAAUCGUGGCCUGCUGCUGUCCAAGGGAAUCACAUGUGUAGUGAAUGCCACCAUCGAGCUGCCCAAUUUCAACUGGCCACAUGUGGAGUAUGUAAAGGUUCCACUGGCUGAUGCACCACACUCGCCUAUAGCGCUGUACUUUGACAGCGUAGCAGACAAGAUCCACAGCGUGGGGCGGAAGCGCGGCGCUGUGCUGGUGCACUGCGCCGCUGGUGUGAGCCGCUCUGCCUCGCUCUGCCUUGCCUACCUCAUGAAGUAUCAUGGUGUGUCGUUAGCUGAGGCACACGCCUGGGUAAAGGCCCGACGGCCGGUCAUCCGGCCCAAUGGUGGCUUCUGGCGCCAGCUUAUUGACUACGAGCGCAAACUCUUUGGCAAGACCUCAGUGAAGAUGGUUCAGACGCCGUACGGAGUCAUUCCCGAUGUUUACGAGCGCGAUCGUAGGAACCUGGCACCUUACUGGGGCAUGUAAAGAAAGCAGUGGGGGCUUUUUCAGGAAAAAAAAAAUGGAAGGUGAGCAGAUUUGAUCAUUGAACUUUGGUGAUUGGUGACUCAUCCUGUAUCCAGCCACAAAAUGCUGUUGAUGAUUCCCAAACACUGAGACAAAUGUCAAUGUUGAGUGUCGAACACUGAGACGCAUAUCAAUGUGUUUUUCUCCAGCGGUGAGAGGGAGGAAGACAGACCGAGUUGAGAUUCCAGGUGACAUCAGCAGUGACCGACCCUGAGCUAUUCCUGAUUAGGAAGAUGAACUGGAAGUGGGAGGCUGAAUCAAAGCCUUUAGGGCACUGUAGGAAAGUGAUGCAGGUUUCUUAAUCUGCUCGAUAGUGUGAUGACGUGCCGGUUCUUCUGGCAUUUUCUUUUUUUUUUUUUCUGAUGCAGCAAUCUGUUCUCGAUUACUGGUAGCAUUUUCGAGCAUAUUUUUGAACAGGAUUGGUUACUGAAAGUAACUAAAAGCCUCAAAAAGUUAGACUAGGUAAAAUAGUAAACCAGGGGUUCUCAAAGAUUUAAAUGAAUAAAUUAACUAAUAAAAAUAUUAGACUCAUUAUUUAAAUGUGUACAGUAACAUUUUGGCUAUUUAUUAAAGCCAUAGAACUUUUUAUUCCUGAACUUUCCACCAACACAUAAGGUCCAAGUGAACAUUAUUUAUAGGCUACUUGUUUUUGCGUUGUUGAGGUUUGGAUUAAACCCAUUUAAGUGAAAAGUCAAACCAGUCUAAAAUAACUAUAAGAACUCAAUAGCCAAAUGUAACAACUUGAUGGGUGGCUUGAUGAUUGAUGGUGGGUUGUGAUUUUCAUGACUGUAACAAACGAAAGAAAUCACAGACCGCACUAAAAGAGAAGCUACUAAAAGAGCGAUCUGCUUUAUGAAAUGAUUUUAAAGGGAAUAAAUAAGCAUCAUCGUGGAUUAGAGAGUUUUGGGAAUCAGAACUAUGGUGCUGCUAAAAAAAUACUACUAAUAAUAAUAAUUUUAAUUAUUAUUAAUUUUAAAUAAUUCAUAAAAAAGACAUUUGGGAGCAGUGUAGUUGUCUUGGUAUAUUUUCUAAUUCAAUUAAUAAAGUCUUUUUUUUUUCAGCUACAAAUUAUUAGAUCCUUUUGAUACUUUUGCAGUUUUAUUCUUAGUUUACAAAUAAUUAACUGGGGUUUUUUCCCCUUAUGAUCAUUUCCUUAUUACACACUAUUUCACAUGAUUACGACUGGAGAAAUGAGCUGGGAAAGUAUUCAAAACGUUACAUGUAAUUUUGUCAGAUAAGUCAUGGUGUAUGUCACGAAAUAAUAUAAAAAGCUGAAAAGAUGAAUAAUGAUGUUGAAAUUAAUAAAGUGUUAGAAGAAACAAACACUUGGUUUUUGGUAACGUUUUUCUUUUUUAAUUAAUAUUGUUAUGUUAUAUGUGAACAGGUUGUUCUAAUGGACAGAUGAAGACGUUAGG